Pseudomassariella vexata is the source of this 726-nucleotide messenger RNA. Its product is annotated as PPPDE putative peptidase domain-containing protein. The transcript has 2 exons. The record is from RefSeq and is a predicted model, not a curated record. The annotation marks the transcript as partial. Gene Ontology annotation, molecular function: deubiquitinase activity. Gene Ontology annotation, biological process: protein deubiquitination. Lineage: Eukaryota; Fungi; Ascomycota; Sordariomycetes; Amphisphaeriales; Pseudomassariaceae.
AAGCCCAGGUCAUCGCGACAAUCCUCCCACAGAUCUACCCUCUCGCUGAGCCGAACAGAAAUCAUAAUCAAUGUCUACGACCUAUUACCUCCCGGUCGGCUCUCAUCAUUUCUCUGGACACUUGGCUCUUCGCUCCUCCAUACUGGUGUCGUGAUAAACCACAAAGAAUAUGCCUAUGGCGGCCAUGACCGACCCCACACAACUGGAGUCUACUGGACCACUCCACAAACCUGCCCACCAGGCGGCACUUUCCGCACCGAGAUUCUCCACGGCUUCACAUUCGCAACGCCUGCCGAAAUCGACACGAUAAUCAAAGAAACAUCGGAGGAAUUUCAGGGCACAGCCUACAACCUGUUGACAAAGAACUGCAAUCACUUCACGCAAGUGCUAUGUGAGCGGCUAACCGGACGGCGGGGACCGGGCUGGCUGAAUCGCGCAGCAUCCAUUGGAGUGGCACUACCUUGCGUGGUGCCAAGAGACUGGAUCGAUCCGCCGGAUUUCGAAACUGCCAACGGAGAGUUGAUGGAGGAAGAUGAAGACGAGCUUGAUACGUCCGAACGGACUCGAUUUUUAAGCCGCGGCAAUUCAUUCCGAGGGAGUAUUGUGGGGAAUGACGGCGUCGACGAGAGUCCAAGGAGUGGAAAUCAGAAGAACAAGGGGAAAGGAAAGGCAAAGACCAGAGAUUCAAGCGGAAGGCCACUGCCAGCUGCUGAGAGAGCUCCGGCU